AUGUCAGAUUUAUAUGACAUAGCUACUCGGCCCUCUCACGGCUCGUCGCGCCGCCCCUACGGCCUUCGCGCCGCCCUUACGGCCCUUCGUGCCGCCCUUACGGCCCGUGCCGCCGCCCCGCCCCUCUACGGCCCCUCGUCGCGCCGUCGCCCCUUACGGCCCCUCGUGCCGCCCCUUACGGCCCCUCGCGCCGUCCCUUCGCCUACGGCCCCUCGCGCGGCCCCUUACGCCCUUUACGGCCCCUCCCGCGGCCCCCUCACGGCCCCCUACGGCUCCGUCGCCCUCCGCGGCCCCGCCACCUGCCUGUGCGGCCCCGCCACCUACCUGUGGCCCCUCCACCUACCAGCGGCCCCGCCACCUACCCGCGGCCCCGCCACCUACCUGUGGCUGGCCCCGCCACCUACCUCCGCCCCCGCCACCUACCAGCGGCCCCGCCACCUACCUGCGGCCCCGCCACCUACUAGCGGCCCCGCCACCUACCUGCGGCCCCCGCCACCUACCUUUGCGGCCCCCGCCGCCUCCUCUCAGCGGCCCCGCCGCCUCCUCCCAGCGGCCCCGGACGCCGCUCUCUCAGCGGCCCCGCCGAGCCGCCCAGCAGCCGAGCCCGCCCAGCAGCCGAGCCGCCCAGAAGCCGAGCCGCCGAGCCGCCCAGCAGCCGAGCCGCCGAGCCGCCCAGCAGCCGAGCCGCCGAGCCGCCCAGCAGCCGAGCCGCCGAGCCGCCCUGCAGCCGAACCACCUGAGCCGCCCUGUCCGAAGUCCCUCCUAGCAGCAGAGAAGAGCAUAGUAGCUGUAGGAGCCUCUCGUGGUGACCCUCGCACCCCCAUCUUUGAGGGGUGUUCCCCCUCCCCCCUUUUGCCCUCUGUUGCCUCUGCUGCUGCGGCCGACCUCGUUGGGCUUGGUCGGUCGCGGGGGCGGUGGGAGGCGGCGGUGGAGGCAGUGGAGGGGGGGGGGGCUGGGGUGGCGGUGGGGGUGGUGGUGGGGGUGGAGGUGUCGGUGGCGGCGGUGGGCGGAGGCGGCGGCGGCGGGCGGCGGUGGCGGUGGGAGCGGAGGUGGCGCGGUGGAGGAGGCGGCGGCGGAGGAGGGUGGAGCUGGUCAGGGUGGCGCUGCGCAGAGGGUCGGCUCCGGUGGUGGUCAGCGCCAGCAGCAGCAGCAGCAGCAGCAGCGCACUCGUGA
This is a messenger RNA of Closterium sp. Naga37s-1, 1173 nucleotides long. Lineage: Eukaryota; Viridiplantae; Streptophyta; Zygnematophyceae; Desmidiales; Closteriaceae. The record is from the annotation of a GenBank genome assembly.